CUUGUCAUUUAUAGGAUACGGCAAAUCUAUUGGCUAAAGUGAGCGGUAGUGGGCGGGCCGAUUAGUGUGGAGGAGUCGAACAGGAUAGACUGAAAGCGGAGAGCGCCGAGACAAAACAAACGAUGGCUGCCAUUCGGAAAAAAUUAGUGAUUGUGGGAGAUGGAGCCUGUGGUAAGACCUGUCUGCUCAUUGUCUUCAGCAAAGACCAGUUUCCAGAGGUAUACGUCCCCACCGUCUUCGAGAAUUAUGUUGCAGAUAUAGAGGUGGACGGCAAGCAGGUGGAGCUCGCUUUGUGGGACACUGCUGGGCAGGAGGACUAUGACAGGCUGAGGCCUCUGUCCUAUCCGGAUACAGACGUGAUCCUAAUGUGCUUCUCCAUAGACAGCCCCGACAGCUUGGAGAACAUCCCAGAGAAGUGGACCCCUGAGGUGAAGCACUUCUGUCCCAAUGUGCCCAUCAUCCUCGUGGGUAACAAGAAGGAUCUACGCAACGACGAGCUCACGCGUAGGGAGCUUGCCAAGAUGAAACAGGAGCCAGUGAAACCUGAGGAGGGGCGAGAUAUGGCAAAUCGCAUCAAUGCCUUCGGCUACCUAGAAUGCUCAGCCAAGACAAAGGAUGGCGUCCGGGAGGUGUUCGAGAUGGCCACCAGGGCGGCGCUACAGGCCAAGAAGCGCGGCAAGAAGAGCGCCUGCCUCCUGCUAUAGAGUGUUGAGGGAGGCUAGGGAAGGGGCUGAAGGAGUCUUAGCAGGCCAAGGAUAACUGAGAGAAAAAAAUGAGGGAACUUACACCAAACAGGCCAAGUAGUAAAAAUGGAGGUCAUUGUAACAGGCUAAAGUAGGCGUUAAAAGUUUUAUAUUCAAAGGGAUGAUUGACUUCAUUUGUUCUUAUUUUGACCAAAAAACUGUUUAGUACAAGCUACCUUAAAGAAGGCUCAAGACUUGUCUAAUCCUUGUUUAUGCUGGACUUUUAAGUCUAUAUAUAUAUAUAUAUAUCCACACCUUUUUUGUACAUUUUCUGUUUCCAGCCUUCAGCACCUCUUUCAUACACUAGCUUCUUUUGUUGUGAUCCCCACACAUGAUCUGUUACUGAUCCAGAGGCUCCGGUCCACUAUGAGAGUAUGUGAACAUGUGAGAUGUUAGUGUGUGUUCCCACAAUCUCUCCAUCUCCCUGGAGUUCCGUGUGCACCAGCAUUGGCCUGCGUCACAUCUUCAGAUCCUGUUUCGGUCUGUGGGCAUGCAUCUGAGCUGCUGGUUCCUACCAGUCUUCCUGACUAGUGUCUGAUUUUAAAAAUUCAAAGGACUGUGUUAUUUUUUUAUGGUUCCAUAAACAUUCCUAGGACCUCCUGUUCACUCCUUUUACGUUGACGUACCUCUUCUUUCCCCCCUCAUUGGUUACUAUUGAUGCCAGUUAUCUCUGGAAAUAAAAUAGGUGCAGCUCAAUAUUUAAACCACCAGCUGUUUUUAAUUUUAAAUAUCUGAAUUUUUAAUUUCCAUAUAAAGAUACAUUAAAUAACCUGAAUUUA
Messenger RNA from Brienomyrus brachyistius, 1522 nucleotides. Its product is annotated as rho-related GTP-binding protein RhoA-C. Gene Ontology annotation, cellular component: dendritic spine; cleavage furrow. Gene Ontology annotation, molecular function: GTP binding; GTPase activity. The transcript is spliced from 5 exons. Gene Ontology annotation, biological process: stress fiber assembly; cell migration; small GTPase-mediated signal transduction. Bases 123 to 704 code for a protein of 193 amino acids. The record is from RefSeq and is a predicted model, not a curated record. NCBI's taxonomy places the organism in Eukaryota, Metazoa, Chordata, Actinopteri, Osteoglossiformes, Mormyridae.